This is a messenger RNA of Pieris brassicae (large cabbage white), 1570 nucleotides long. Its product is annotated as transmembrane protein 234 homolog. The record is from RefSeq and is a predicted model, not a curated record. Gene Ontology annotation, molecular function: nucleic acid binding; 3'-5'-DNA exonuclease activity. Gene Ontology annotation, biological process: DNA catabolic process. The transcript has 4 exons. Gene Ontology annotation, cellular component: cytoplasm. Lineage: Eukaryota; Metazoa; Arthropoda; Insecta; Lepidoptera; Pieridae. The coding region runs from base 66 to 1250 and encodes 394 amino acids.
UUAUCAGUUUUGUUGCAUUCUUAUAUUUAGUCUUCACAAAUCGGGCAUUCUAGUUACUUCCUACCAUGUCUCGUGUUGCGACGUACGUGUUUCUAGAUCUUGAGACCACUGGGCUACCUACAGAAGAAAUUGGAAAAACUCGUAUUACCGAAAUUAGUUUAAUUGCCGUGAAACGUAACCAUUUCCUUGAUACUAAACAAGGAAAUGUGCCUCGCGUUCAACAUAAGGUUACACUUUGUCUCAAUCCACUGCGGAUGAUUCAGCCUAACGCAACAGAAAUCACAGGCCUGAGCAAUGAGUUACUGGAACACGAGCCGGCAUUUGAACAUAAUGUAUUCACCGUAUUAAACACCUUUCUUAAUAUGCUUACAAAACCAGUGUGUCUUAUUGCUCAAAAUGGACUUGGUUUUGAUUUUCCAAUUCUCAAGCGCCACAUAGAUAGACUUGGCAAGAUGUUUGCUGAAGAUUUACUAUGUGCUGACUGUUACCAUGGAUUUUAUGAUAUUCUUCAGAAAGAGAAUAAUAGUUACAAAAUGCCUGUUGUGGGUCUCUCGUCCAUAAGUGAAGUUACCAAACUAGACAGCUUAUCAACCGAUACAUUAGGUGAAACUGUAUUAUGUUCAGAAAACACUUUGUGGAUGAAAACCAUAAAUGAAUCAACUCCAGUUCAACAAAAUUUUAAUAAAGAAAUUUCAAGAAGUAACAUACUUAAGGCCAAACGCAGACUUCCAUGGAGUCGAGGAAAUCAGCCAAGAGAAAAGUAUAAGUUAAAAAAUAUACAUGAAAGACUCUUAAAUCGUCAACAUGUGGUAGCCCAUCAUGCUGAGAAUGACUGCAUAAUGGCUUUGGAAUGUGCUGUAGUGUUGGGCAAACAUUUUAGUCUUUUAUUUCUGACGGGAGUGCUAUGGGGUUGCACAAAUCCUUUCAUUCGUCAGGGAACCAAAGGUCUUUGCUUGGUGCAGGCUAAGAGUAAGGUGGGCCAGCUGUAUGCUGAAGUGGUAUUCCUGCUAAGUAACUGGAAGUAUGUACUACCAUGGCUGAUAAACCAAGCGGGCUCCCUGGUCUACUUAAUGGCUGUACAGCGAUUGCCCCUCUCAACAGCGGUUCCAACAGCGAACAGCCUCGCCUUCGCCUUCACUGCUAUUACUGCCGCUGCUAUUGGGUCUGAAGAACCGCUUGAUUCUCGAGCCAUUCUCGGCGUGGUGCUGGUCGUUGGUGGAACAUUCCUCUGUUGCAUGGACAAUGUUUAGUUAGUUAAUAGUAGUAGGGAUUCCCGGCGACUGCCAAAAAAGUUCCCCAAAAACGUAAAAGUCAUGGUUGGCCAAACCUAAAAAAAAAAAAAUAAAUUGUACUCUACCCCCACUAAACAGGCCGUGUGGAGUCGAAUGCACUCACUCCUGAAGUGAUAGCUCUAACCGUUCCAGAGAUAGCUUUCCCAAAACCCUUGCUAAUUACUUACUAAUCACCACCUUAUCAGCUACGAAUGCAUCGUUAUCUACUUUCCUACAUUCACUAACCCGAUCUAUGGCUCUAAAAGAAAAAUAGAAUAAACUAUGUCUAACCUAACCUA